GUAGGAUCAUCCCUAGGUGUAGAAUGGGCAUAAGGGCGGGAAACCGUUUGACAGGAGGUACCACGUACGCGAUAAAGAGGCAACUCGUCGGUCAUCCAGCACGGUACACGUACGUGAUUCGUGGACACACGUCGCUCGACCGAUAGGGAUUCCAGUGCAAUUACUCACGCGCGUCGCGAGUAAAGAAUAGAAAUUUAAUUUAUUGACCGCGCGUUUUUCGUCACACGUCGCCGGGACACCGCGAGCGAACCGGUUUUGCGCCUCGGCCGAAAAUUUGUCCUUCCCCCGUCCUCCUAGACAUGGCUGACGUGGGCGGCCCUGCGAACGUACGUGCUUUUUUGCCACUUAAACGCGGACGAUAUAUAAUUCCCGGGGCCGAGAGAUCGUAGCAAUCGUCCGAUCAACUCCAACCUCUUUGAAUCGUUACAUAAAUCCACAUCGUCCCGCCAGCUCGCUCGAGGCUUAUUCGACGUUCGGAUAUGACUGGUGUGCUCUCGGUUGUUCGGCGGGAUGCUCGUGGCCAUGAGAAAGCUGUAUUAAAAACUCUUUAAAGAGAGGGGGAAAAAACAAAAAUCAACCAGCUAAUUCCAAUAAGAAUAACAUUGAAACAAAUGGGAAUAAUGGAUUACUUAAGAGACCCUCACCUAGUCGCAUUGAUUCAACGAUUUUUCGGUGUCAGGAUACAUUACGAUAAGGAUAACAAGACAUUCCAAGAGGAAGAGAAAAAGUACAUUUACACAGAAAUUGAUGACAAUGAAGAAAAUUAUAUUUCAACUUGCCAUAGUAGAAAGCUAAACGGUUGUGAUAUAAACAGCAAACAAUCCAACACGAGCCCUCUGAAGCACGGGACAAACGUGCCAACGAUGAAACAAACAGCUUUGACAGAAGCUUCAGAUAAUCCAACUUAUACAAUCGAUAAUUUCUUUUGGUACUAUACGUUUGUGUUCGGUACCGAGUUAGGGGAUGAGAUUUUCUACUCAACUUUUAUACCUUUCCUAUUUUGGAAUAUUGAUGGAGCCAUCGGACAAAAAGUAAUCUUAGUAUGGGCCAUUAUUAUGACUAUUGGACAGAUACUCAAAGAUGUAAUAUGUUGGCCUAGGCCAGCGUGUCCUCCUGCAGUCAGAUUGCAAAAUAAAUGGUCGCAAGAAUAUGGAAUGCCAUCCACUCAUGCCAUGGUUGGUUUGACGAUACCAUUUAGUGUAGUAUUAUUUACAAUGAACAAAUAUAUUUAUCCAUUUUCCGUCGGCUGCAGUAUUGCAUUUCUUUGGUGUUUACUUGUCAGUAUGAGCAGAUUGUACCUAGGUAUGCAUACUGUGCUAGAUAUUGUGGCCGGCUUAGUACUAGCGAUUCUAUUAAUGAUCCUAUUGGUACCCGUAGUGAGUGUUACAAAUUUUUAUGUUGUAACGAAUUUUUGGCUCCUAGCGAUGCUAAUUGCAAUCAGUAUUGCUACUAUAGUAUAUUAUCCAUCCAGCAACAAAUGGACACCCACUAGAAGCGACACUGCCAUGGUUGUGUCAGUCGCAGCAGGAGUUCACGCAGGAGCAUGGCUUAAUUAUUGUACUGGUUUAUUAAGGGCAUCGCAAUCUUUGCCACCAUUCCAUAUCGUUUGGCCAACGUAUUCUAUGUUCGGUUGUCUAAUCAUUAGAACUGUACUUGGCUUUUCUGGCGUUGCUGCUACAAAAGUCUUAAGCAAAUCUGUUAGUUAUAUUGUAUUAUGUGGCAUAUUACGAAUUAAUUGGAGGGAACUUAUGAAGUGUCAAGAUUAUGGCAAUCCAAAUAAGGUAUUUGUCGACCUAGUUUACAAAUAUAUAUCUUGUUUCAUGAUAGGUGUAAAUACAGUGUAUGUAUUACCACAAGUUUUUAGCGUGAUAGGUAUCGAACGACCAGCAUUUUACACGGAGAUAUAAAAAAUGUUACAUUUGUUACUCAAUUUAUAUUGCCCUGUGAAAUAUAUUUUCUAUCUUGUUUGUUUA
Messenger RNA from Vollenhovia emeryi, 1973 nucleotides. Its product is annotated as sphingosine-1-phosphate phosphatase 2-like. The record is from RefSeq and is a predicted model, not a curated record. Gene Ontology annotation, biological process: phospholipid dephosphorylation; sphingosine metabolic process. The transcript is spliced from 5 exons. Gene Ontology annotation, cellular component: endoplasmic reticulum membrane. Lineage: Eukaryota; Metazoa; Arthropoda; Insecta; Hymenoptera; Formicidae. Bases 612 to 1907 code for a protein of 431 amino acids. Gene Ontology annotation, molecular function: sphingosine-1-phosphate phosphatase activity.